AUGAAAAUACGAAUAAAAACGUUGGAUCGUGGUGAUAUCGAAUUCGAAAUCGAUGCUGAUGCAUCAUUGUUGGAAUUGCGUAACGUAAUCGAGAGUCAUACGACUGUUCCGAUUACCAGACAACGUUUGAUAUUCAGAGGUCACCCGUUGUUGAAUAAUGAAAGAAAAUUAGCAGACAAUCCAACAAGUGGAACUGUUGAUGGACAACAUGAAGGAGAGGGCUUGGGAAAUGCUGAUCAAACACAUCGAGGAGAGGAACGAGCGCGNAUUAUACAUGGAUUGGUACGAAGAGCACUGGAAAAUACGUUGUCAAAUUUGACAGAGAGCACCUCAUCGGAAAUCGAGUUGCAAGAAGACGCACCAAACCAUGGUGAUCUAUCGGUGCAAGUGCGUAUUCGCGGCAAUGCGCUACAUCACGCCGAUUCAGGCGCACGUGAACGUUUAUUACGUAUCACUGACACGCUGAACAGAAGUGAAUCUGUCAUGCAAAUUCUUAAUGAUGUUCUUGUGCCAUAUUUGAAUGAUUGGAUCGACGAGCCAAGAGAAUUCAAUUCAAGUGAUAGCACUCUGAGUGUGAUCGAUGAAUGCCUGUUACGAUUGGAGGAGGUUAUGACAGCGCCACGAUCAGUAGACGAUGAUAAAGAGCGUACAACAGAAGCAAUGGAAACAGAUGAAUCGAGCGGACCGCCAUCGCAACCUGAACAGGUGCAACCAACAACCACAAAUUCUGCAGGUGAUGCGAACUCUCCGUCAUCAACUUCAGACGCUUCAGCAUCUUCUAGCACCACCGCUACAAAUCCACCCAAUAUAAUCGAGCAUUCAACUGGUUCCGAUUAUAUGGCUGUGUUACAAAGAUUGACACAGCUGCAGUUCGUGUUCUUGAGACAUCUGCUCGUGGUGUAUCAAGAACAAAUCCAACGUCUUUUGCAUCGAUUCGCUCAUAUCUACCACUCAAUAUCUGAUAUUAGCGUGGACUUUGGUUCAGAGCAUUUACCGUCGUCUAGUAAUCUUCGUCCAUUGGAAACUUCAUAUGGUCAUAAUGGAGGCACUGAAGUAGUACUUUCAAUAAUUUUUGUAUCGCCACAAGGAGGAGGUAAUGCUUCAAAUGCUGGGACGCAGUCUACGACAUCUCGUCAUGAGGUGAUCAAUGUCACGAGAUCGCCGAAUGAGCCAGCUCAAUCGGCACAUUCGAUGCUACACGCGGUGACCUCUCACCUAAGAAAUACAAUUAGCCAAAGUAAUCGAGAUACUCAACAAACACAGCCCACCAAUACGACAGUUGAAAAUAACGCACCUUCUGGCCAAGCACCUGUAAUUACUUAUGCUUCUACCAUGGUGCCGCCGCCUCAACAACGUUCAUCUCAAAUGCCUCGUUUCAUUCGUGCCACAAAUUUCUCACCAGCUAGUCGCCCACCGGGCAGCUACACUAUGAGUGGAGGCGCAAGACCCCCAAUGCCUCCACCUAGGGCAAUGUUUCAUGUUGCUGGAGCGGGCGCUCCUCCAGGUGCACCGGUUAUGAUUCGUCCAGGAGGCGCUCCAAUACGUUUGCCACAUUUUGUGUCCACAAAUGUGAUGCCGUUCCCGAUUCAGGGUGCAGCACGUUUUCAUUUCACACCCUCAGCAGCACCACUGCAACAUCCAUUUCCACCUCCCCCACCAUCCCAACAACAGAAUACAACUCAAAGUCGCGCUAAUCAACCAUCAUCCGGCAAUGCAACACAAGAUUCCUCAACGACAAAUGUUGCCGCACAUCCAGAUUUCCAACAAAUCUUUCGCACGAUACUCGGCGAUCCUAACAUAUUCCAGAAUAUGACCACUUCCUCUUCAUCAGCACCACCACCACNACAAAUAACUCAGCUAUCAAGCGGCGAGAAUGCGCCGAUGACGAAUUUGACCCGAGGUGGUAGCGCACCGACAAUAGCCACCACAACAACUCAGCAUCAGAAUCCGGCAUCAGCCCCGGGAAAUACGACCACAACGCAUCAACAUCAUCACUGGAUUACACCACCACCCCUUCUACAAGCGUUCCGAGCACCGUUUGGGCCGGGCAUCAUGGGUCAAGUGAUCGUUCGCACAAAUGGACCGGCAGCGAACGUUGAGGCGACCCGUCGUGCCGUUGAUGCGGCCAUGCAAGCUGCGGCGAGCACAGUGGCUGCAAGUCAAGGCGCGACCGGAGUUCACAUAAACGGUGUUGGUGUAGUCGAGGGGAACAUUUCGACGGGUGCCGCCGGAAUGCCGUUGCUGAACACUUCCACAUCAGGUUCAGUGCCACAUAAUUUGCACUUCCUUUCGUCAUCCAACUCCACGAACCCAUCAGCAAAUCAGCAAAGAUCAGUGCCGACGGCCGGUGGACAGCACAGUGGUGGUGGUGGCACUUCCGUCAUGGGCGGUAGAGAGUCAAUUUCGUGGAUUAGACGCGCUUAUGCGAAUCGUGAAACGCAGCCUGAGUCACAGUCACAGUCAACCACAACACAAUCAGACACAACUCAACAACAUCCACCAUCACCUCAUCAUCAUCAUCAUCACCCUCAGAAUGAUGAUCCGCAUAAUCUUCUCGGAGGAAUGUUCAUUGGACCCAGUUUCCCGCAUCAUUCACCGAUCUAUACAACUGAUCCAUUCCUGCCAUGCCAAUCGAGAUUCGGCAAUCCACGUUACACUGUGCGUAAUUCGAGUGAUUACGAAGCAACGAUCGUUUCCGUUCGUGAGGCAGCUCUCAGAUACCAGAACAACUUAUCGGAAGGCACACCGGAACGUGAACGAGCCAAUGCGAUUACUGCUCGCUGGAAUGUGAUUCGUGGAGGUGACGAAACGUCAGAUGACCAUAUCAUGAUGAAUCAACGCGGUGAGGCGGUAUUCGACCGAGCCGAGCAUUUUUCGAGCGUGAUUGAAGUGAUGAUGCGAAGAGCCGUAGCGAAUAUGGCUGAUACGGAUCCUGAUGUUGCACGACAAUUGCAUGCGACAAGUGGAGAGUUUGAUAAUUUUAACUAUAGCAUCACACCGAUUGUGAAUCCAGCAAUGCGUGCGAUUGGUUUACCAAUGCCACUACUGGGCUCGAUCGAAUUAGAAUCCUUAUCGGCUGAUAUUGAAAUCUCUAAUUCAGUCAAUGGUUUCGUGAAUUGCUUACAAAAAGUUUUGAAGUGGCGAGAUCAUCUAAAGCGAGAGGAGAGUUGUAUUUACGCUGCGCUAAUGAGUUGUAUAUUUGAGGCAUCAGCCGACGAGAUGGAUGCUCAACAGCAAGGCGGCAACACGGCAAUGAAUGUGAUUGAGAACCUGACGGCGCAGAAUGCUGCUGCCAGAGUGGAGUCGUUGAUUGCGAAUGCCACUCAAAAUGCGACUCAACAGUCACAAAAUCGUGAUUCCUCUGAAACGUCUGCGAAUCGAACUGAUACUGCACAAGGUGGAGAGAGUGAUGGCGAUAUACUGGAGAUGAUAAGGGCUUUGUCGAACGGGAUACAGUCGGGUCGAAGUAUGACGCUAUCUCAGAUGAUGCGCGAAACGGGACAACCGGUCACGCGUUUUGAAUCUGGUUUCAUCAACUUAGUGAUGAUAUUGGCUUAUGAGGUAAUUCAGUUUUCUGAACUUUUGGAUCUGUUCUCAAGCGAUUUCUCGACCAUAUACAACAAUCGUCAGCAAAUUCGACGAUAUAUCAUCGAGAACGUUUUCAACGAUAACAGUCGACCGAGUCAAGAAGAUGUGGAAAGUGCGGCCGAGCGGGUGACUUUAUCAGAGUCGAGUCUGGAUUGUUUUCUGGCGUACGAUGAUGUGCAUCGUUACACCGAGGUGGAUGGAGUCGGUCGAGUGGACUUGGUGGCGACUGUUUUGCGUGUGGAACGAUAUUCGAUCAUCCGAUUUUUAAACGCGUUCUUGACAAGAGAUGAGGGUAAUAUCGACGCAAGACAAUAUUCUCAGCAUGUUGUUGAUAUUUUCACCGAUUAUGUGCGUCGCAUUGUUGUGAUUGCUAAUUUGUCGAUGACUUCGGGACCGUUUGAUUAUGAAACGUUACUUCUCAGAUACACGGACGCAGCUGUUUCGACCGCUGAUAAAGCAGCAACAGCAGCAGAAGGGAGUGGUGUUCACGAAAGCGAGCAUGGCAACGAAGUGGUCAGUAAACAAAAUUGUACAAGUAGUUCUGAGAAGACGGAUGCUGACGUGCCGAAGAGUGCAACAGCAGCACAACAAUCCACAAAUGAAGUAACCAUUCCAAAGACAGACGUUAGUGGCGGUGAUAAUAAGAAAGUAAGCGAGCCGGAGAAUGAGCAAAACGAAGACAGCAAUUGGAAGGCAGUUUUACCUCAGGACUGGUUGCCAGUAAUUGAGACGGAUCGACGUCGUUUAACGUCGAUGACUCGUCAACCGUGUUUGAGUGAUGCAUACCUGUGCAGUAGUUCAAUUUCCCAGAAGAAGUCGGGAGAAGAUUUUAUGCACCAUGCGGUCAGUGAAGCAUUCAACGGGGCGUUGAAACAGACGCGACAGGAACAAAAGGCUUCAACAGCGGCUAGUAACCUUCCGGCGGAGUUCAGCAGAGCAGCGCAAAAUGAAUUCGAUGAGGCCGUUCUGGAACGAGUUCAUAACGACCCCGACUACGAACCCCAUAAAUUUGUUCAACUCAAAAAGUUCUGUUCAAAUAAACGAAAUGGCGACGAUCCGUCAUCGAAGAGUUAA
This is a messenger RNA of Anisakis simplex (herring worm), 4662 nucleotides long. Lineage: Eukaryota; Metazoa; Nematoda; Chromadorea; Rhabditida; Anisakidae. The record is from the annotation of a GenBank genome assembly.